This is a messenger RNA of Drosophila teissieri, 1861 nucleotides long. RefSeq lists its product as uncharacterized. Gene Ontology annotation, molecular function: oxidoreductase activity. The record is from RefSeq and is a predicted model, not a curated record. The transcript is spliced from 3 exons. The coding region runs from base 1 to 1344 and encodes 447 amino acids. Lineage: Eukaryota; Metazoa; Arthropoda; Insecta; Diptera; Drosophilidae.
AUGGGUUACGUUACCUUAUUUGCCGACAUGACUGCGUUGACAUUGCUACGACGAUCAGUUACGGCAGUCAGCUGCGAUGCCCACGCUCGCGUUACGAAUCGGCGGUUUCUGCCACAGAUUCAAAGCCGUCAAUUGCAGUUGCACGUAAGUGGGCGACAUGCUGCUGCACUUUCGGCCAGCAAAACAACAGCAACAUCAGCUGCUGCAGCGCCAAAUGGGCAUGCUAAUGUUGGCGGCUUUCUCAUCACACACCGCACCAUGUCCUCUGCUGCUCCGAAAUUGGUGGCCGUUGCCGAGUCGCGUCGUUUCAUGAUCGAUUGCUUCAAGGCGGUGAAGGUGCCCCAGACGCAUGCCGAAGCCCAGGCGGAUCUCCUGGUGGCCGCGGACCAUCGGGGACACUUCAGCCAUGGAAUGAACCGCCUUGAGAUGUACAUCAACGAUCUGGCCAUCAACUCCACGGACGGAGCGGCUGUGCCUAAGAUCCUGAAGGAAACCCCGGCCACCGCCUGGGUGGAUGGACUGAAUGGACUUGGCGCCGUGGUGGGCAACUAUUGCAUGGAUCUGGCUAUCAAGAAGGCCAAGACGGUGGGAGUGGGCUGGGUUUGUGCCAAGGGAUCGAACCACUAUGGCAUGGCUGGUUGGUAUGCCAUCAGGGCCAUGGAUCAGGGCUUGGUGGGCAUGUCCAUGACCAAUACCUCGCCGCUGAUGGCGCCUACACGCGCCAAGGAGGCUGCUCUGGGCACCAAUCCCUUGUCCCUGGGUGCUAACGCCACCAACGGCGAUAAGUUCCUGCUGGACAUGGCCACCACCGCUGUGGCCGUGGGGAAGAUCGAGAUCCAGCGCAGGAAGGGAGCUCCUCUGCCCGACGGAUGGGCCCAGGAUCCCAGUGGUGCAGUGACCAACGAUGCCGAACUGGGUUUCAGCACUGGGUGCCUGAUGCCCUUGGGAGGAUCUGAGCUGACCUCCGGCUACAAGGGUUAUGGCCUUGGUGCCAUGGUAGACAUUCUGUCGGGCGUCAUGGCUGGAGCUAACUACUCCACUCAGGUGAGGAAGUGGACACAUGCUGGCGCCGAUUCUGCAGCUGAUCUCGGCCAGGUAUUCAUCGCCGUGGAUCCCAACUGCUUUGCACCGAACUUCGAGGAACGCAUGACCGAUUUCAACUCCCGCCUGCGGGGCGCUACCCCGACCGAUCCCAGCAAGCCCGUUUUGCUGGCUGGAGACAAGGAGAAGAAUGGAAUGGCCGAUGUCGAUGCCGCCGGCGGCAUCCAGUAUCUGGAGAAUCAGUUAAAGACGUGCGCCAAUCUGGCAGAAAAACUGAAGAUCAAGCCCCUGAGCUUUGUUUAAGCUAGUGGUGGAAUUGGUGGACUUAUAUUAGGGAGCCGAGCAUACCCAUAGCCAUAUGUUGUAGACGCUUCUGCAUUUUGACGGACCAAAGCACUAUGUUACUUUACACUGAGAGAAAUAUUGAUAUUUUCAACAGUUCGAUUUGCACUGGUGCUGAUUUAAUGCUUGUUACAUAUCUUCUUGUUGCACUUAAAACAUAUUCGUAGUUCUCUAAAAGACUGUCGUUGCUCUUUUUUUAGUUAUAAAUACGCAGGCUUAAGAAAACGUUUAAAUCUGAAGGGCUAAAAAUCGAAUUAACUAAAAUCAUGAGUUUCGAUAUUCUUUUGUUGAAUUAGUAAUAUUUACUAGAGUAAAGACUUGCAGUUUGCACAUUUAAUAUACAUAAGUAAAAGGACCUCUUAAUUGUUGUUUAAAACAAAAACUGUUGUAAAAUAUACAUAUUGCUUCUGUCACUUUGAGAUACCCAUGCUGUGUUCAGCAAUUUUGGAACUAUUAAAACUACUCUGACCAACAAAAA